Rotaria socialis is the source of this 552-nucleotide messenger RNA. The record is from the annotation of a GenBank genome assembly. Lineage: Eukaryota; Metazoa; Rotifera; Eurotatoria; Philodinida; Philodinidae.
AUGAUCAUUGAAAUCGGUUGUAUUUUAUAUGUAUCUCUGAUACAGCACAUUCAAGCUAAUGAAAACUGUUAUUAUGGAAAUGAAACAACUAUUUCAACAAUUAACUGUGCAGGUAGCUGUUGUCCUGGUCCAGCUACUUCUGCACAAACAGCAUGUUGUUCUUCUAGCAUCUCAUGGGAAUUAGCAAUACCUAUUCUUGUUGUUGUCAUGAUUUGUUUUGUUGUUAUUUGUUUGAGAUAUUUUCGGUCGGGCUUUCAUCUUUGCUGUCAAGAAUGUAGGUGUCCACGUCGAGGACGGACCCGAGCUACAUUAUCAAGUCAGGCACCAGCGAAUAACAAUCCGAUUUUUAUCGUAAACAAUCAAGAUUUGCCUGAUUAUGAAACGGUCACCAAAGAUACAUUGACCAAAGAUGCAAAUCCUCCAUCCUACAAUUUUGUUGCUGCACAUCCGAGUGAUUUUGAUACUGACGCACGUGUGCCAAGUUCACCACCACAAUAUCGUUCACGAUCUAAUACAGCAGUAGUUACAACAGAACCAAACGCAUCUGUUUGA